AGGGCAUGCUGGGAGGAUAUGGGUGCAACCGGCGAUUGGGCUGCCCGCGGCCGCCAUGUUAGGCGUUGUAAUGUAUUGUUAUAAAUAAAGUUGAGCGGGCAGGCGGCCGGCCGGCUGCUGCGGGUCGGAGGACGCGGAUAGCGGUGUGUGCGGAUUAGGGGCUGUGGGCUUCCGGUGUCGCUUUGAAGUGGAACCGACGCUGGAGAGUCGGGGCUCGCACCUGCGCCGGAGACAUGAGAGAGAUGUUCAGCAUGAAUGGCCAUCUGGAGGUCCAGCCUCAUAAACAUUAUGGCAUCACCUCUCCAAUCAGUUUGGCUGGUCCCAAAGAAAUUGAUCACAUUUACACUCAGAAGCUGAUUGAAUCAAUGAGACCAUUUGGAGUGUUUGAAGAUGACCGGGAGCUUGGCCACAGGAUGUUUGUCUUGGGCAAAUUAAAUAACUUGGUCAAAGAAUGGAUUGCUGAAGUUGGGGAGUGUAAGAACCUCCCCCCCACCCUUAUAUCGGCAGCUGGAGGCAAAAUCUUCACCUUUGGUUCCUAUCGGCUUGGCGUUCACACUAAAGGUGCUGAUAUUGAUUCUCUCUGUGUUGCUCCCAGGCAUGUGGAACGGUCAGAUUUCUUUCAGUCAUUUGUGGAAAAGCUGAAGCUCCAAGACGGAAUAAGGAAUGUUAGGGCAGUUGAGGACGCCUUUGUGCCUGUGAUAAAGUUGGAGUUCCUGAAUAUUGAGAUUGACUUGGUUUUUGCUAGAUUGCCCUUGCAGUGUAUCCCUGAUGAUCUGGACUUGUGUGAUGAUUCACGAUUGAGGAGCUUAGACAUAAGGUGCAUCAGAAGCUUAAAUGGUUGCAGAGUUACAGAUGAAAUUCUGCAUUUGGUACCAGAUAAAGAAAUCUUCAGACUAACCCUGAGAGCUGUCAAGCUGUGGGCAAAGAGACGUGGCAUUUAUUCAAAUAUGUUGGGAUUUCUCGGUGGUGUCUCAUGGGCAAUGCUGGUAGCAAGGACGUGUCAGUUGUACCCAAACGCAAUAGCAUCUACUCUUGUGCACAAGUUUUUCCUUGUUUUUUCAAAGUGGGAAUGGCCUAACCCAGUAUUGCUGAAACAGCCAGAAGAGAGCAAUCUGAAUCUACCAGUUUGGGAUCCCAGAGUAAAUCCCGCUGACCGGUAUCACCUAAUGCCUAUAAUUACUCCAGCAUAUCCUCAGCAGAACUCUACUUACAAUGCCUCAACCUCAACCCGCGCAAUUAUAGUGGAAGAGUUUAGGCAAGGUCUGGCUGUAACUGAUGAAAUCCUUCAAGGCAAAGCAGACUGGUCUAAGCUAUUUGAACCACUAAACUUUUUUCAGAAGUACAAGCAUUACAUCGUCCUGACUGCCAGUGCAUCCACUGAGGAGCAUCAUCUGGAAUGGGUUGGUUUGGUUGAGUCUAAAAUCCGUGUACUUGUUGGAAACUUGGAGAGAAAUGAGUACAUUAUGCUCGCCCAUGUAAAUCCUCAGUCUUUUCCUGGGAGUCUGGACCACUGUAAAGAUAACGAGUAUAUGUCUAUGUGGCUUCUUGGAAUAAUCUUCAAGAAGGUGGAGAAUGCUGAAAGUGUUAACAUUGAUCUAACACUUGAUAUACAGUUAUUCACCGAUACAGUUUAUAGGCAGGCCAAUAACAUAAACAUGCUUAAAAAGGGGAUGAAGAUUGAAGCAACGCACGUAAGGAAGAAACAGCUCCACCAGUACCUUCCUCCGGAAGUUCUACAGAAGAGGAAGAAGCAAAGUGUCCCGGAUAUCAACCGCUCAUCUUCAGGUCUCUUAUCCAAACGUUCGUCGCUGGAUGGCAACUGUCUGGACAGCUCCAGAGAUACGGACACCGGAACACCUUUUGAGUCUCCUACAUCUUGUGUCAAAAAGUCUAGAACAAGUAGCCCUACUUUACCAGAUGGGAACAGGAUGCCUGUAUCAGAGAGUACCCCAGCAAAUUUGUUUCCUUCAACACACAAAUCAGCGAAUGCAUCUGUGCCUUCAGAAACUACUCAAGGACAGUCUAUUCCUGUUAUUGGUGCAAAUACAGAUCCUGCCAUAGUAAUAAAAAAGCUGAUCCAAUCUGGCUUCACCAUCCCAACAGUUGUAGGACUUAAUGUUGUUCCACAGCUUGUGUCUCCACCUAACCUCUCCCCGGAGCAUCACCAGAAUGGAUUGGAAAGUAUCAGCCCUAGAAGUGCUGCUGCUAAAAGGACUCAUCCGCCAAGCUUGGAAACUUCUCCAAAGCGAACAAAGGACGCUGAAAAGCUCCUAGGUAUAUCGGAGUCUGUCUUUGAACAGCCUGAAAUGGAGAAAAUCCCAACUGUGGAAAGAAUAGGUGCUGUAGAAGCCAUGCCAAUUCCUACUAUUGACCGCUCUAGAUCACAGAGGCUACCCAGUAAAGAGCUGCCAGAUGCAUCUUCUCCUGUGCCAACCAGUAAUAUUCGGGUCAUUAAAAAUUCUAUCAGACUAACUCUUAACCGGUAACUACAUCACAUAAGGUGUAAGGCAGUAGCUGAGCAGCUCAGUGUUGUGUGGUCACUGCAUGUAUGUUUGUAUAGAAACCUGUAUUGUAUGUAUGAAUCAUUAACUGUGUAAACUAAAAACUGUUGCAGAAUAUUAUUGAUGUUAAUCCACUUCAUACCCUAAAAAUGUAUACUGCCAUUAUAUUCUACAUACAAUUUUUAUACACUUUUAGAAUGUCUGUGUAAAAUAUUCAAAGAAAAAGAAAAAAAAAGUAAGGAUUUUGGUCUCUUGAUCGCUCUAUCUAGCUCUCAAUCUGUCUCACUGUCCUUUCAGUCAGUGUAUCUUGAGUUGAAAAUACUUUAAAAAUGGGGGGAGGUGGGGGGGGAUUGGUCUUAUUUGAUGAUGAGACCACGUACUGUUUUGUAUUACCUCUUGUCUACCUGUUUUUGCAUUCAUUCCUAGAUUGUAUUACAAAAAGUAUUUCUUGACCUUACCUCACUUCCUGUCUGGGGAAGAGAUUUCUCCUGGACUUGGCAAAUAAAUGCAGAGCCUUGUGUUUCUCAGGCUUGUGAAGCUUUCAGCUCUGCUUGCAAUGCAAACUUAAUGGUUUUCACUGCAGUCUGGAAAACUAGAUACUGAACUGUCUCCUGUGGAGACAUAAUGUAUGCGAACAUUUAUUGUCAAGCUUAUAUUUACAUAUAUCCCUAGUUUACCUUAAUUUAUCAGAGUAAUUAGUAUAUAAUCUUUUUAUUAAAGUCCACAAUUUCUAUACUUUAGUACGAUCAGAAUACAUGCCACAGGUGGAUAUUACAACCAAUAUCAACUACUCCUUUUCUACAUCUGCGUUCAUCUCCCUCCUCUGACCACUCAAGGUAGACCAUUUAGCCUGUAUUCAGUGGCCAGACUUUAGUGGUCACUCUGUUUAGCUGUACUCAUACCUGAGAAUUACAGUACAGCAACACUGCAGACUUUCCUGCGCCCUAAUCUGGGGUGUAAGAAAAAACCUGCAUAACAGUGGCUGCAAGGUGCCAGAGAGAUGAGUUGACCACCACUACCUCGCCACCAUUAAUACUCAUUGAAUUACCGCCAUUGAGUACCACCAAGUGGACGUGACCUUAGAUAUGCCUGAUUACUAGUGGAAGUAAACUACUAUAUAAGCAAUAAAUAAUUGUAUGAGAAGCCUCUCCACAAAGGCAUACAGAAACAUGUUAACCGCUUAUUGGUGAUGGACAGACAAACUCAGUUGGGUGGUUGCGCCACAUUGGAAACUGGUGUUCUCCACUACUUGCCUCAGGAAUUUAAUGUUUAAUCUUUAUACAUUUAUUUUUUACUAGUACUUUAUUCAGUCACUUUGUUUAGCAAAGCAUGUGUUUGGUUUAUGCAGACUUACUAGGUUAUACAACUGCUGUAUUGUUAAAUGCACUGUUUUGUAAUAAGCAAUGGAUGCAAACUAUUUUUGUAUGUAAUAUUUCCACAGUUUCAAACACAGAAAUAAAAACAUACUCUCCCCC
Molecule: messenger RNA, 3976 nt
Organism: Pseudophryne corroboree (corroboree frog)
Lineage: Eukaryota; Metazoa; Chordata; Amphibia; Anura; Myobatrachidae
Gene: PAPOLG
Product: poly(A) polymerase gamma
Exons: 22
Coding region: 234-2486 (750 amino acids)
Cellular component (GO): nucleus
Molecular function (GO): poly(A) RNA polymerase activity; RNA binding
Source: RefSeq, a predicted model, not a curated record